Vigna radiata var. radiata (mung bean) is the source of this 558-nucleotide messenger RNA. RefSeq names its product protein DSS1 HOMOLOG ON CHROMOSOME V. Gene Ontology annotation, biological process: double-strand break repair via homologous recombination; mRNA export from nucleus; proteasome assembly. The record is from RefSeq and is a predicted model, not a curated record. The transcript is spliced from 2 exons. The coding region runs from base 76 to 300 and encodes 74 amino acids. NCBI's taxonomy places the organism in Eukaryota, Viridiplantae, Streptophyta, Magnoliopsida, Fabales, Fabaceae. Gene Ontology annotation, cellular component: proteasome regulatory particle, lid subcomplex; proteasome complex.
UUAUUAGCGACUGCUCUUUCUUCAUCAAAUAUACGCACUUAGGGUUUUGAAAUAACUGCGGAUUCAGGUUUAUCCAUGGCAACAGAACCAAAAGCUACCACCGACGAUGUCAAGAUCGAUCUCUUCGAAGACGAUGAUGAAUUCGAAGAGUUUGAAAUUGACGAAGAGUGGGAUGACAAGGAGGAAGGGAAAGAAGUGUCUCAACAGUGGGAGGAUGAUUGGGAUGACGAUGAUGUUAGUGACGAUUUUUCUCUUCAGUUAAGAAGGGAGUUGGAGAGUAAUACUACUGAUAAGAAUUAAACCACCUGAGACUUGGGUGCUUGAUCACUUGGAAGUAGAUGAAAACUAUGCCUUGUUAGGAAGGAAAUGUAAGAACAUACAUACGGACAUAAUUUUCUAUUCUUUCCUGAAUAUCUGCUUAGAAGUUAUUGAGUGUUUGUACAUUAAUCAAAUUCUGCAUUAUUAGGUGGAGUAUGGCUUUGAAAGUUGACUUAAAACCGUGAAUUAUUCGUUCUUAUUUUCAUUAUGGAUUUGGGUAGGUGUGCUUUUUUAUGUGAA